UGGUUUCCGGUUUCAGUCUGUCACGUUGUUUACAUCGGAUUGACCAUGAGUUUGACGCCUCCUUAGCAUCUGAAAUCACAGUUAUUUUACUUUAUAAUGACAUAACAACUGCGAAGACUAAACAGGAACUUUGAUCAACACCAUCAAAUUAGACGAUAGCUUUUUAAAAUUCGAUCAGUUUUUAAGUAGAGCUACUGUUAUGGCUAGUGCUAAAGCUAACAUAGACCAGAAAGUGCUGCAGUACGAAAGCUUCAUAAACGAAGUACUCCGGAGGGAUUUGCAGAAGGUUUUGGAGCAGCGGGACUCAGUUUAUGAGAAGAUUUCACAAUACCUGCAGCUCAAGAACACGCUUCAUAGUCUCCGGGAGGAGGGAUCGAAGCAUCUCAAGACUGACGUCGAUCUAGGCUGUAACUUCUACGUUGAAGCCCACGUCGAGGAUGCAUCCAGGGUCUUUGUGGCUGUGGGAUAUGGCUUUUUUGUGGAGAUGACCCACGAUGAGGCUCUGAGGUUUAUUGAGAAGAAGACUGCUCAGCUCACACAAUUCACCGAACAGCUCACCAAGGACUCUGCCAAAAUCAAAGCUCACAUACGUUUGGUUUUAGAGGGCCUGAGAGAGCUGCAGGGCUUCACUGAUUUGCCUGAGUCCCAAACCAGAGACCUCUUCUGAGAUGAACUGUCCAUAAUGACACACCUCUAUUUAAAGGUGCACUAUGUAACUUUUCUGGCACAGGGUCAGCCAUUUGCUUGUCUCCAAAUAAAAAGAAAUUUAAGUGUCAAUUCUCAAAAUGAUCACCUCGCCCUGGUGCCAUCCUUGAGCCACCCCAAUGAAAUAAGUCUGAAAAAUCUCCUAUUGGAAAAAACAGAACUAAUGAUGUGGCUCUUGUGCCUCUGUUUUAUAUGUCUUAUGUUGUAAAUACAUUUUGAGUAUGUUAAAUAAAAAAAAUCCCCAUUAUUUAAA
Boleophthalmus pectinirostris (great blue-spotted mudskipper) is the source of this 958-nucleotide messenger RNA. RefSeq names its product ubiquitously-expressed, prefoldin-like chaperone (gene uxt). Gene Ontology annotation, biological process: negative regulation of transcription by RNA polymerase II. Lineage: Eukaryota; Metazoa; Chordata; Actinopteri; Gobiiformes; Gobiidae. Gene Ontology annotation, molecular function: transcription corepressor activity. The transcript is spliced from 6 exons. The record is from RefSeq and is a predicted model, not a curated record. Bases 200 to 667 code for a protein of 155 amino acids.